Acanthosepion pharaonis is the source of this 990-nucleotide messenger RNA. The record is from the annotation of a GenBank genome assembly. NCBI's taxonomy places the organism in Eukaryota, Metazoa, Mollusca, Cephalopoda, Sepiida, Sepiidae.
AUGAGCGGUUCUUCUUCUUCUUCUUCUUCUUCUUCUUCUUCUUCUUCUUCUUCUUCUUCUUCCCUUGUACUUCCUCUCCCCCUUCUUCGCUCUCUUCUUCCCUCCUCCUCCUCCUUCUACUCCCUCCUUCUUCUUCUUCGCCUCCCCCCGUUCUUCUUCGUCUCCGCCCCUCCUCCUUCUUCUUCUUCGUAUCUGCCCUCCUCCUUCUUCUUCGUCUCCGCCCUCCUCCUUCUUUCGUCUCAGCCCUCCUCCUUCUUCUUCGUCUCCGCCCCUCCUCCUUCUUCGUCUCCGCCCCUCCUCCUUCUUCGUCUCCGCCCCUCCUCCUUCUUCUUCUUUCUGUCUUUUUCUUUACACUCGUUCUCUUUUAAUAUUAUUUUCUUUUUCUCAUUUUCAUUCCUCUUUUGUUUUUUGGUUUCUGUCUUUUUACUUUUCACUCGUCCUUUCUUAAUCUUUCUCGCGUUCUCUCUUAUUUUUUCUUCAUUUUCCUUCCUAAAUUUUUUAGUUUCAGUCUUUCUCGCGUUCUCUCUUAUUUUUUCUUCAUUUUCCUUCCUUAAUUUUUUAAUUUCAGUCUUUCUCUCGUUCUCACUUAUUUUUUCUACAUUUUCCUUCCUUAAUUUUUUAGUUUCAGUCUUUUCACUUUCAGUCUUUCUCGCGUUCUCUCUUAUUUUUUCUACAUUUUCCUUCCUUAAUUUUUUAAUUUCAGUCUUUCUCUCGUUCUCUCUUAUUUUUUCUUCAUUUUCCUUCCUUAAGUUUUUGGUUUCAGUCUUUUUCUCGUUCUCUCUUAUUUUUCUUCAUUUUCCUUCCUUAAUUUUUUUAAUUUCAGUCUUUCUCUCGUUCUCACUUAUUUUUUCUACAUUUUCCUUCCUUAAGUUUUUAGUUUCAGUCUUUCUCGCGUUCUCUCUUAUUUUUUCUACAUUUUCCUUCCUUAAUUUUUUAGUUUCAGUCUUUCUCGCGUUCUCUCUUAUUUUUUUCUUCAUUUUCCUUCCUUAA